Messenger RNA from Macadamia integrifolia, 1185 nucleotides. Its product is annotated as NADPH-dependent aldehyde reductase-like protein, chloroplastic. Lineage: Eukaryota; Viridiplantae; Streptophyta; Magnoliopsida; Proteales; Proteaceae. The record is from RefSeq and is a predicted model, not a curated record. The transcript has a single exon. Bases 99 to 902 code for a protein of 267 amino acids.
GCUUGCAGGAAAAGGGUAUCAACAAAUCAACCUUUAAAGCUUUUGGCCACCCAGCAAUAUCACUUCAUCUCUCUCUGUUUCUAUUGAAGGUCUCAAUCAUGGCUAGUGUCGGUAGUGGAACAAGCAAUCCUCAGCUACCUCUGGAUGGGCGGGUAGCAAUAGUAACGGGAGCCUCGCGUGGUAUCGGCCGUGCCAUCGCUCUCCACCUUCGAUCCCUCGGUGCCAAGGUGGUCAUCAAUUAUGCAUAUAGCUCCAGCCAAGCAGAUCUCAUAGCCUCCGACAUCAACUCCAAUUCCGGUUCACAAUCCGUCCAAGCCAUAGCAGUUCGUGCCGACGUGUCGGACCCUUCUCAGGUCAAGUCCCUAUUCGACCAGGCUGAACAAGCCUUUGGCAGCCCGGUUCAUAUCCUGAUUAACUGUGCAGGGAUCUUGGAUCCCAAGUACCCAAACAUAGCCAACACCACCGUCGAGGAUUGGGACUCCACGUUCGCCACCAACACCAAAGGUGCCUUCUUGUGCUCUCGAGAGGCUGCCAACCGCGUGAGCCGUGGCGGAGGUGGGCGCAUCAUCUGCAUCACAACAUCAGUGGUGGGUUCUUUGCUUCCUGGAUACGGUGCCUACGCAGCAUCAAAGGCUGCGGUUGAGACGAUGACCAAGAUCUUGGCCAAGGAGCUCAAGGGUACAGGGAUCACCGCCAACUGCGUCGCCCCAGGCCCCGUUGCGACGGAGUUAUUCUUCGCCGGUAAGACGGAAGAGACUAUCAAGAGGUUGAUGGACGCUUGCCCCUUGGGUCGACUCGGGGAGCCUCAGGAUAUCGGCCACAUCGUCGGUUUCCUCGCUUCCGACGCCGGCGAAUGGAUCAACGGUCAAGUCAUUCGGGUCAACGGUGGCUUUACUGUCUAAAUCCCAUUAUUUUCCCACCAUCCAUGGGUGUGGGGCCAAUCCUAUCCGAAUAUUCCCCUCAAUUUUGUACGUGGCUGGUUGCUUCUUCACUUAUUUCCCAGGAUCCCACCACCCAUUAAUAAAUGCUAAUCUAAUUUUUUUUUUUUAAGAAUAUAAAACCGUCUCUCAUCAGUCUUUAAUGGGUAUCCCGUAUCCUAAAGAUCUGCAGACGUAAACACUUACGUAAGCGUCCAAGACUCUGGAGUAUGACCUUUUACCCACAUUUCUAACUGCAACGGACAAC